AUGGUACUGUGUGUUGGCCCCCUUCCUGAUACUCGGAAAGGAACCAUCCUGGCCGCUGAAAUAAUCCUCAGUUUCAUCAUCCUUAUCUGUUAUGCCGCAUCUAUGUAUGGAGGGUAUUCAGCGGUGGCCAUCUGCGAGAUGGUCUUUGCCAUCAUCUUCUUCGUUGUCUUCAUGAUGGAGCUGGACAAACAGUUCCUGGUGGUGAACUGGCUCUGGAGCGAUCUCAUCCGGGCUGUAAUCGGUGCAGCGCUUUAUCUCAUAACCUCUCUGAUCUGUGUGAUCAGCGGGGCUGGAGACGGGGCUCGCAUCGCUGGUGGGGUGUUUGGUCUGCUGGCUGGGAUCUUGUUUGCUUAUGAUUCCUACACGAUUUUCUUGGACAUCAAGAGCAGCAGACAGCAUACAGAUGCUCCCACAGAUGACACAGUUUGAAACUACUUUCCUCACUACACCAUUAACAGCAACCAAAACAUGGAGAACAAGUCUAAAAAUGGCAAAAGGAGUGAAUUCCUGAGAGUUACCGUGAGAGAUGCAGACCAGAGGAAUGCAAAAGGGACGAAACAUUACACAACAAAAGAGGUUAUGUACAAAAGGGAUGGAAAAUGAAGGAACAGAAAGCUGUCGGCAUUCAAAGAUUCAUUCCGUCAUCUUGGUCAGGCGGCUGUCAUUACCACAAAUGUUUUGUUGGCUUGGUCAGUUACA
This is a messenger RNA of Sinocyclocheilus anshuiensis, 699 nucleotides long. Its product is annotated as proteolipid protein 2-like. The transcript has 6 exons. NCBI's taxonomy places the organism in Eukaryota, Metazoa, Chordata, Actinopteri, Cypriniformes, Cyprinidae. The record is from RefSeq and is a predicted model, not a curated record. Bases 1 to 429 code for a protein of 142 amino acids. Gene Ontology annotation, cellular component: membrane.